Messenger RNA from Colletotrichum scovillei, 801 nucleotides. RefSeq lists its product as uncharacterized. The coding region runs from base 1 to 801 and encodes 266 amino acids. NCBI's taxonomy places the organism in Eukaryota, Fungi, Ascomycota, Sordariomycetes, Glomerellales, Glomerellaceae. The transcript has 2 exons. The record is from RefSeq and is a predicted model, not a curated record.
AUGCAGCAUAACCGCCAGGAAGCCCCGCAGCCAGUUGCGACCCAGAUCGCGCUCCAGAUGUGGGUGAGCGUCGUUUCUUGCGCACGCGUCAACUACUCCCCUGACUCCGACGCUCGUCUUCGUGUUGGCAGAGCUUCACACUCUUCUAGCCACUGGUCAGGUAUGCACCCUCUCAUCGCCUACGGCGAUUCCGCUUCGCCGACCCGAACCCUUGUCCGACACGCCGACUUGCAAGUUGGCACAAAACCAACAGCCAUCUCCACGGCCGUGACGCCAUUGACGACCAGUACUCGGUACUACCUGCGCAAGUUUAGCAUGCCUGAUUUGACGAAGAUCAACAGCACAGCCAAACACUCAGCAACAUACUCGGCAAACCCUCCGAUAGCAAUGCCUUCUCGAAUCUCAAUAGAGUAUCUUUUGACGCCCACUGCGGCCACGCCAACACUUGAUCGCGAGACGGAGGCUAUGCAAGAAGAUAUCGUCGGACCGCAUACCCCGCCCGCUGCUGCUAUGUCACCAUCAAUAGAUUUCCAGCGCCAGCAAGCAGACAUAGAAUCGUACUCUGACACCAGAGGCCAUGCCACGUCGGCGUGCUCGUUAUUAUCGCCUGCAAGGCUGACGUCCUCUGGGGAACCGACCCUCGACGACAUUAUCUCAGUAUUUACACAGCAGUCUCUAGGCCUCACCUCCUUGAGUAUGGCCCUCCAGGAACAGAUGUUCAGCGGUUACUACAACGCGGGCUCCGCUGGCCUUUUGGCCCAGAUUUGCCCCAUCUGUUUGCAUAUUACGUUCAUGAAGUGA